This is a messenger RNA of Aspergillus thermomutatus, 1041 nucleotides long. RefSeq lists its product as uncharacterized. The coding region runs from base 1 to 1041 and encodes 346 amino acids. NCBI's taxonomy places the organism in Eukaryota, Fungi, Ascomycota, Eurotiomycetes, Eurotiales, Aspergillaceae. The transcript has 5 exons. The record is from RefSeq and is a predicted model, not a curated record.
AUGACAGGUGAUGCGCCCUUCGUGAUAACAGCAACGGAUAAAAGCGGAUCGAUUGUGAUUGCAGCCACGUUGUUCAUGUCAUGGAUGGUCAUUGUCUGCUUGAUCCGUCUCUAUAUGAGACUCACUAUGAAUGGGCCUUUGGGGAUGGAUGACUGGGCGGCUUUUUCUGCAGGCAUUAUCGGUGUAGUCCAUGUGGCGAUGAUCAUGAACGGUUUGUCCCAUGGACUAGGCAGAUCGCAUCAGGACAGUCCUGACUCCGAGCUUGAAAAAGCUGGAGAGGCAUUGUAUACGUCAAGCCUUCUCUUCCUCGCCGGUCAUGGUUUAGCAAAGAUAUCAGUUUGCAGUCUUUUACGACGACUCGGUCGGGAAAAGGUGUAUCUACUUGCUUGCAAAACCAUUCUUCUCGUCGCGAGUCUCUGGUCCAUCGCUUCUAUUGUCGCUGUAGCUCUGAGCUGCCCGGCCAGAUACCUGUGGUCCGUGGAAAAUCACUGCCGUGGUCUCAAUACUGCUUGGAAAGCAAUUACAGCCUUUGACGUCCUAACCGAGGUUUUCCUCAUUUCUCUCAGUGUGUUCCUCGUAUGGGCCGUUCAGAUGCGUCGCAAAGACAAAAUCACUGUCAUUUUCGCCUUCGGCACUCGAAUGAUAACGAUCAUCCUGGCGAUAGUCCGCCAAUCCUACCUCAAUACGGCGCUCCACGAGAAAGACUUUCCUUUGUCUCUGUCCGACACACUGAUUGCAACUGAGAUUUUAUUGCACUGCAGCAUCAUGCUAGCAACAGUGCCAUGCCUCAAGCCAUUUAUCAUUGCAUUCAAUACAGGCUGGGGACAAGGUGUUGCAGCGACUCCUGGAACCUCAUACUACAAACAAACCGAAUCAAGUGCAUCGCAAGCACAUCCAGAUCCUCCGAAGGAUGCUGAUGAGUUGGAAGUGGCUAUAAGCACACGAUCUCUGGAGAGUCAUAACUCGCAACAAUUGAUCAUCCAUCGAACACAAGAGUGGAGUCUGAGGGAAGAGUUUGAGAUGCGGCCGAUGGGAGGCUGA